CGUCGCUUCGAACCAAACAUUUCCUCGCAAUCCGCUGCAAUCCCAUCGCCUCGAAGCAUCUCGGCCGAAGCCCUCUCCGCUCUCAUCACAAUGCGUCCUACUCUUGCUCUUCGGGCCUUCCGCCCCACGGCCCGCAUGAUGCGACCCAUCCCCAAGGAGGACCAGGCCGGCCACACCGUCUCCCAGCGCCUUCGCAAGCUCAAGCAGAUGCCCGCUGAGCUGUACCCCCUCUUCGUCGUCGUCGGUUUUGCCCUUGGUGCCGCUGCCUACUCCUGCAGCCGCAAGUUCUUCGUCGACAAGAACCUGCGUCUCUCCCGACAGGGCGCUGCCGCUCGCGCCGCCCAGAGCGAAGGCCACGGCGAGCACUAAAUUUACCAAAAGAUUGUUCAACUUUUUUUUCCGAGAAGCAAUGUUCUCGCCUGUGUCAUCUUUUACCGCGUUUGCUUAGGGUUUCAGAUGGGAGGGGGGAUUCAAAACUGUACAUGUCGAGAACAGUUAGGACAGAGCACCGAUGAGAAACACAGCUUGCAUGUUGUUCUUAAAACUUGGAAUCCCAUUCAUGUAAAAAAGAAUACUGUAUCCCAUGACAUGGUCCCUCUAAACACCGUCGCUAUGCAAAAACAUCCAAGUAAAGCCCAUGUAGCCCUCUUCCAAGUCAAUAUCCAUCCAUAGCCCCUUGGAGGAUCACUCCGGUUUUGGCCCUGCAACAUCCAGCCCCUCGAGGCCUUGCAUAGGAUCCGACGCUGGCUCCUCCAGGUUUGCCUGAUUCGCGACGUCAUCCUCUG
This is a messenger RNA of Trichoderma atroviride IMI 206040, 785 nucleotides long. RefSeq lists its product as uncharacterized. The record is from RefSeq and is a predicted model, not a curated record. NCBI's taxonomy places the organism in Eukaryota, Fungi, Ascomycota, Sordariomycetes, Hypocreales, Hypocreaceae.